AUGGAAUGGAUCAACGACGCGACUAGCUCCGCUUUUGAGGGGCAAGUUCCUCCAUUCUGUUUGCCAGACGUGUACAUUGGACCGGACGUCAUAUUCCUGUUGUGGGACAUUCUUUACACAACUCAUGUUUCCGUCAUAUCACAAGUCAAACUCAGAAAUGAUCUCAACCAAAUGCAAGCCUUGAGGACAAUCAUGCCAGCUCUGUUGUACUACGAGAAUCGAGAUUCCUACAAACGAAAAAAGAAAAAUGGUGAAAGGGGCCAGACAAACAAAAAAAAGAGGCACUCUCAAAGUGCAGCCCCAGGUAUUCUUGAAGAUCACAAGGUAAAGGUGUUGAAGGAGGACAAAGCGGGCGCUCCCGCGACAAAGCGAAGAAAGAAAUCAGAUUCUAGGAAAUUGGGAUGGCUCGUGACUGUUGACAAGGGUACCGCAAAAAGUUUCUCCGACGAGAAGACAAUGCGUUAUCUCAAUGCGGCGAAGGAUCUUGAUGUGCCAGAAGAAGAAUCGGAGGAGGAGGAGGAGGAGGAGUAA
Messenger RNA from Seminavis robusta, 531 nucleotides. The record is from the annotation of a GenBank genome assembly. Lineage: Eukaryota; Bacillariophyta; Bacillariophyceae; Naviculales; Naviculaceae.